AUGGCAAUACCACAAUCCUCAGUUUCAAAGUUCGGUACAUGCCCUAAAUGUUCAUCACCCCGAUUUCAUUAUAAUUGGUGUCGUAAAUGUGAAUUCUAUGCUUAUCAAUCCCUCUAUCCCAAAUGGACCUGUCAAAAUCAAGAUAUUGAUCUAGUUAUUAAGAGCAUUCAAGCAAAUGCUGGUUCAAUCUUUUCAUUCAUUGAAUACAUUCCUUAUGAAAAGUUUUUGAAUAUCGAAUAUAUCGGAAAAGGUGGCUUUUCAACUGUUUGGGAGGCUGAGUGGGUUGAUGGUCCACGGGAUGGACCACCAGUCUUUGAGCAUCAGGAUGGGGUACAGGGUGAACAGAUGCCGAAAUGGGAACGGAGUGGCCAGAAGAAAGUUAUUUUAAAAUCAUUACUGGCUUCUCAAAAUGUUAAGUCUCAAUUCUUUGAAGAGUUAAGGAUACUUAGUAGGCACACUCCACCAAAUUGCACUUACACGAUCCCUGGCCUCCUUCGGUGUUACGGAAUAACACGUGAUCCCAAAACACAUGAAUUCAUGAUGGUUUUUCAACAUUGUUCUCGAUAUGAUUUACAAACUUACCUUUCUAGAAUUCCUUAUACAACAUUAUUACAAUCCCAUAAACUUAUUUCCCAAAUUGUCGGUGGUCUUAAAGAGAUCCACAAAUCGGGUUUAAUUCAUAAAAAUUUGCACUCUGGUAAUAUCCUAAUUGAUGAAAAUGGUAAUGCUUAUAUCGGAGACACUGGUCUAUGCAAACCCGUUGACCCCGCCAAAAUUCGACGUUCAUCUGAACCAACAAAAUUAACCUUUCGUAAACGCACAAAUUCUAGUCCAACUGAAUCAAUUUCACAACCUAUGAAUCUUGUUAAUAGUGUAUUUGGUGUAAUGCCAUAUUUAGCUCCAGAAACUUUAAUGUCCGGAAUUUAUUCAAAAUCUUCAAAUGUUUAUUCCCUUGGUAUGAUCUUAUGGCAAAUAUGGUCGGGACAACGACCAUUUAUCGAACGUCCUCAUGAUAAAACUUUGCAAAUUGAAAUUUUAAAAAAUAAUUUGAGACCAAUGUUACUUGAGGAUAUGCCAACUGAAUACAAAGAACUUGUCUCCCAGUGUUUGGAAUCAGAUCCUUCUAAUAGACCAAGUAUUGAUGAUAUCGAAAGAGUUUUAAAAAGAAUGAUUUGUGAUGAUGGAAUUAAUGUUGAAGGUGUUGUCACAGGUAGUUUGGGAUUUGAGAUUGGGAUCAAAGGAAACGGAGGGAUACGAAGGGUCCUAUAUCAGGAGAGACAAAAUGCUUUACCUCAUAGGAAGGCAAAAUAUGUUAGCAGAUUAAUUUCAACCUUGAAUAAUAAAACCGAUGCAUCCGAGAUCAAAUCAAUUCCUUUACAAAAAUUACGAAAUAGUUCUCAAAGUAAUUUGUUAACGCGCCAUGACUUUACGAAUAAACCUGAUUUAGGAACUGUCAUUAAAGUAAAACACGACCAAAAUGACCCUAGUGAUAAUCAUAGUAAUCCUCGUGUAAGUCCACAUAAUAUCCCGCCACGUACCUCUUUGGUUUCGAAUGUUUUCGAAAAUACGCAAGGCUCUAUUAUCAUCUUAAAUGCUUCCGGAAAUAAUAGAGAUUCCAGAAUUUUUACAGCUAAUAAACAAAAUUCUGAGAAUUUUUAUAAAGGUUUUAAUGAAUCUAGGGAAUUUUCAAUUCCAAAAAACAAUCACAUUAUUCAAAAAUUACAAUCAGCGACUGCAUUUCAACGUAUCUCAAGUAUGAAUAGAUGUCUUAUCCCAAACGAUGAAGAUUUUAGAAUUCUCAUCGACUGGUGUUACUGGGCAAACUAA
This is a messenger RNA of Scutellospora calospora, 1827 nucleotides long. The record is from the annotation of a GenBank genome assembly. NCBI's taxonomy places the organism in Eukaryota, Fungi, Glomeromycota, Glomeromycetes, Diversisporales, Gigasporaceae.